This is a messenger RNA of Mobula hypostoma (lesser devil ray), 2243 nucleotides long. RefSeq names its product relaxin family peptide receptor 3 (gene rxfp3). The coding region runs from base 1 to 1275 and encodes 424 amino acids. Gene Ontology annotation, cellular component: membrane; external side of plasma membrane. The transcript has a single exon. The record is from RefSeq and is a predicted model, not a curated record. NCBI's taxonomy places the organism in Eukaryota, Metazoa, Chordata, Chondrichthyes, Myliobatiformes, Myliobatidae. Gene Ontology annotation, molecular function: C-C chemokine receptor activity; C-C chemokine binding. Gene Ontology annotation, biological process: G protein-coupled receptor signaling pathway; positive regulation of cytosolic calcium ion concentration; immune response.
AUGGACGCCAAUUUCAUCCCAAGCAAUCAAUCCUCCGCUCUGGAGGGAGUAUUGAUAGACAGGGACAAAAAGGAGAUGCUUCCUAAUUACUUCCUUGAGAAACUUCUGGUGUUCGACAAAAACAACCAGUCUCUACACGAGCUGCUGAAGUAUUUUGACGGGGACGAGCAAGGCAUCAUUGGGAGUGGUUCUCCCGCCAUGCGGAUCACCAUCUCCAUUGUUUACUCGAUGGUGUGCGCCUUGGGGCUGGUGGGCAACGUGCUCGUGCUGUACCUGAUGAAGAGCAGGCAGGAAUGGAAGAAGUCCUCCAUCAACCUCUUCGUGACAAGCUUGGCAGUGACGGAUUUCCAGUUCGUCUUGACCCUACCUUUCUGGGCAGUGGACACCGCCUUAGACUUCAGCUGGCCCUUUGGGAAGAUCAUGUGCAAAAUCGUCACCUCAGUCACCACCAUGAACAUGUACGCCAGCGUGUUCUUCCUGACCGCUAUGAGCAUUGCGAGAUACUGGUCAGUGGCGUCGGCACUGAAGCCCAGGAGGAGAUUUUCCGGAUGCUCCGCUAAGUGGAUCAGUGUCCUGAUCUGGAUCUCGGCGAUCUUAGCUAUCACCCCUCAAGCCGUAUUUUCCACAACCAAAACGUUCUUUAAUGAAGAGUUUUGCUUGCUUAAGUUUCCAGAACAUAACGGCUCCACUCAGUUCUGGCUGGGCGUGUACCACAUUCAAAAGAUCUUGCUGGGGUUCGUGGUCCCGUUCAUCGUUAUCACCGUCUGCUACCUGCUCCUUCUACGUUACGUAACCAAGAAGAACAUCGGCAGCUCCAGCACCAAAAGGUCAAAAGUGACCAAAUCGGUCAAAAUCGUUGUCCUUUCCUUCUUCAUUUGCUGGCUUCCCAAUCAAGCCUUGACAUUCUGGGGUGUCCUGAUCAAGCUCAACGUCCUUCACUUCAGCAACGAAUACUAUAACACGCAUUCCUACAUCUUCCCCAUCACCAUCUGCCUGGCCCACACUAACAGCUGCCUGAACCCCGUUUUGUACUGCCUCAUGAGAAGGGAGUUCAGGAAGGCCUUGAAGGGAAUGUUCUGGAGGGUGACCUCCCCGACCAUUAUAAACAUGCGCCCCUUCACGGCCACCGCCAAGCCAGAGCAGGAAGAUCAGAAGCACGCCAUAAUUCCGAUAAACUCCGUGCCGCCUGACAUUUCCUACUACCCGCCAGGGGUUGUAAUGCACAAUAGUCAAUAUGACAUCUUGCCAGCCAGCUCUGCGGAGCGCCGUUAUUAGAAGUGUUAGUGACACGGUUACAUUGCUCUGUUUUCCAAACGAACUAUUUCUUGUGCUUUUUUUUUGAAUGAUUGUAAAUGGAUCCGGUGGUGUAAGUCUGUCUCCGUUUUAUUUACAUGUUAUCUCACAAACGCCAGUUAUUACUGUAAUGCGAUGCUAGUCCAUCGAUGGGGAGCAGCUUCACGCGCGUGUUCAAACUGCAGCGGUUCCCAUUAAUAAUAUAGAAUUUACUCUUUUUUUCGGGAUAAGGUGCCCUUUCCCAAAGAGCCGUUUGUCGCCUAUAUUAAGGUAGCCGGACAGCGACCUAGCUAGUCGUAAAACCGGCAUCGAAAUAUUACCAAACCAACGCAGAAGUCUCUCGCGAAUUGUUGUGAAAUCCGAUUAGAAACCGGAUCGAAGUCACUAUGCAACAUCAAAACCCAAUAUCUUGGGGGAAUCUGAUUGGUAUUUUAGAAGCAUUGAUUUAAAUUUCCCCAAAAUGGUUCAUAAGCAGCGAAAUACAACAAAUAUAAAAACAUGACUCGGGCAAACUCGAAUAAAGUAUGAUCCUUUAAACAAAUUGAACAGAUUUAUACACUAAGUAGACACUUUAUUAGGUAUGAAGUGUAUGCUCAUGGUUUCUGCUGCUUCACUUAUCCACUGCAAGCCUCGACCUGCUGUGUGUUCAGAGACGCUCUUCUGCACGCCAGUGUUGUAGCGUGUGGUCAUUUGAGUUACUGUCGUCUUGUCAGCUUGAAUCAUUCUGGCCAUUCUCCUUAGACCUCUCUCAUUAACAAGGCGUUUUUGCCCGCAGACUACCGCUCAAUUGACUUUUUUUUUUGCCCCGUUCUCUGUAAAAUGUAGAGGCUGUUGUGCGUGAAAAUCCCGGACGAUCAGCAGUUUCCGAGAUACUCAAACCAACUGGCACCAACAAUCAUUCUACGGUUAAAGUCAUUUAAUGACAUUUCUCCCCAUUUCUGAAGUUUGGC